Messenger RNA from Ciona intestinalis (vase tunicate), 1668 nucleotides. NCBI's taxonomy places the organism in Eukaryota, Metazoa, Chordata, Ascidiacea, Phlebobranchia, Cionidae. The record is from RefSeq and is a predicted model, not a curated record.
GGAAAGUAAUUAAUUCCAGUUUUUUAUAACAUCUGUUUCACAGUAAAAGUAAACAAAGAAUAUUUGAAUGUCUCAUAGCAGUGAUGUAGCAAUACAAAGUACAUGUGAUGAUGCAUCGAUGUGCAAACGAUACGCCGUCAGUCGAGGUUAUUGGAAAGAUGAAUAUAUCAAUUUCAUGGUUCAUAGAUCAACAUCACGCAAACAGCCAGAGAUAAGUAGAGGCUACUAUGCAAGAACUGAAGCCAUUUGGAAGUUGCUUGUACAGUUUGUGUCGGUAACUGAGCGUCGGUGUCAGAUAGUAAGUCUUGGUGCAGGGCUUGACACAACUUACUGGAGAUUGCAUGCAGCAGGCCUGACUCCUUAUGGAUAUUUUGAAGUCGAUUUUAUUGAUGUUGUUGCAAGAAAAAUGCGAUGCAUUGGGAGAAACCCCGCUCUUCGUUCGUGCUUGCCAAACAUUGAAACCCAACGUGAUGAAAGUUACUUACACUGCGGUCCUUAUCGUUUGUUGAGCUGUGAUAUCAGAGAUACAUUGAAACUGGAAGAACAACUUGUGAAUGCUGAAAUUGACCUCAGUUACCCAACCCUGUUUCUCACUGAAUGUGUUUUAAUAUACAUGGCCCCAGACAAGUCAAACAAAAUAAUUAAAUGGGCUUCGGACAAAUUUAAAGAUUGUGUUUUCAUCAACUAUGAACAAGUAAACAUGAAUGAUGCUUUCGCUCAAGUCAUGAUCAGUAACUUAAAAUUGCGACAAUGUUGGCUAGAUGGGGCUGGUGCUUGUGAGAAUAAACAAGUUCAGUUGGAAAGAUUUGUUCAUAAUGGUUGGCCAAAAGUUGUUUGCGACGACAUGUGGACGAUAUAUAACAGAUUACCCGAGCGCCAGAGAAUCGAGAGAUUGGAAAUGCUGGAUGAAAGUGAAUUACUGCAACAACUGCUACAACACUACUGCCUAGUUAUUGCUGUGAAAGACACAUCUGAUAUUGGUUUAGAAAUACUGAUAUGAAGUUGUUUGAAUGUUACACGCACUGUGAUUCUAUUAAUAAGUUGAUGUGUGAUAACAUUACGUUGUUUUGAUUCUUUUUUAUCAUGUUUCAAAUUUUCUUUCUGCACAUUUAUUGUUUUAGGUGUAGAAUUUUCUGCCAAAUAUAUUUGAUUUUUCAAAGUUCCUUUUUGCUUUACACCUAUCCUGUGUAGCGAUCUGCGUUACUUGUUUUUCAUACUUGAUGUUUAUGUCAGUGGACAGAGUUAACAUGUUAGUGGACAGACUUCACGGUGAUUCUUAAUAACAAGAGGGUAAAGCUCUAAUGACCGGGCACGCAUCAUUAUAAAAAUAGUGGUGGGAAGUUUUGUAAACGAAACUGGCAACAAUCUAUUGUCUAGUCUUCGAUGCUCGCCACGUGAAACAUAUAUUUUGUAUUUAUCUUGCUUUAAUAAUAGAUAAGAAAAGAUUAGUAACUUGCUAAAUUUCCAACUCUAAAUUUCCACUGUAAUGUAAACAGCCAAAUUAUCGAUUACUUACUGCAAAGAGAUUUGAACCAAUCUCUUUGCUUACUGACUGGUUUAUAAUAAGUGAAAGUUUACUUGGCUGGUAAUGGUCAUUUUGUACACUCUGUUUUAAAAGAUGCUUAUAGUUUAAAAUCGAUAAGAAAUAAAAAACAAGAGGGUAAAGGU